CUGUAUUUGCUACACAGAAGGGUUCAUCUGUUAACUUUUACUAGUUACUGCCUGAACUAUUGUGUAUGUUCUUUGUUUAUGCUCUUUAUUUAACAAUGCUGAUUUUACUUAAUAAGAAUUUUGAUGAACCGAAUUGUGUUUAUUAGUAAGAUUAACCAAGAAUAGAUUCAUUCAAUAACAUAACAAGAUAAACACAGAAGUUCUAAAAGUUGAAAAAGAAGUUAUAUUACAGAUGAGCACCAUCAUCCCUUAUGAAGUAGUAUACUCAUCCAGUUAUGAUGAUGGUUACAUUGCAAAAGAUUUGGAGAAUCAGGUUUGUGAUUCAAGUUCAAAAGGUUGGCAAUCAGCAAGAUUUUGUGUAUAUCCUCAAGAAAUAGUUUUAAUGCUAAACAAAACUGCAAGGAUAAAAAAAGUACAAAUUCUUUCUCAUCACUGCAACAUAGCAAGCAAAAUUGAAAUAUUUGUUGGUUCACCAAGUAAUUUUGAUAGAAACUCCAUUGAGAAUAUGUUAUCAGCUUGCAAGUUUAAUAGACUAGGAUAUGUUAUUAUGUCUUCAAAUAAAGAUUCAGAUUUCAAGGCUCGUGAAUUAAAAUCUGUACAUGUCACAGCUGAAUGUUUGCUUGUUAAAUUUAUUAUACAUGAGCAUUAUGUUAAUCAGUUGAACAUUUAUAAUCAGGUAUCUAUAAUUGGAAUUAAUAUAAUUGGAGAAAUUAUAGAAGAUGAAAGUUUGAAUACUAAAUAUAAAAAAAAAGAUUUUAUGCAGUCAGAACAUAUUCAAAAUACUACAGAUUUUUUAAUUACACAAGGUUUCAAUAAAGUAGAUACUGACGUAAUUCAUAGACAUCAAGUCACACAUUCACCAGAUUUUUUAAAAAACUCAUCCAGUGUUAUUUUACCUUCAUUGAACUUGAUUGAGAAAAAAGAUGAGUCUUUACAAUCUUCAAAAUAUCCUCUCCAAUCCACAGAGCUACCUAAUAUUUAUAAAAACAAUUUUAUUGUAAGUAAGAGUGAGUCAUCAUUGGAAAAAAAACUCAAUUUAAACAAUUUUAUCCAUGAUGUGGAGAUUGAUGCAGAUUCAUGUUUACCUAACCUUAAUGAAAAAGAAGAGAGAGAGUCAUCUACCAUAAUUGAUGUUUUUGGCAUGAACAUGGCACAGAAGCUGUUUUCAAAAUCAUGGAAGCAUCGUCUGGAACUUGUAACAAAACUUCGUGCAGAAAUUGCUUCUACUGAUCAUAGUAUAUCGGUUGAUGAAGCUUGUGCCAUUUCUUCUAUUUUAUUUAAAAUUCUUCAGGAUCAGGUGUUUGUGGUUUUUAAUGAAGGACUUAAUUUGCUAAAAGACUUUCUUCUAAAUAUUCCUCAUAAAAGUUUGGGAAGAGGAGAAACUUCUGUUGUUGCUGAAAAAUUAUUGUCAAUAAUCUUGAAGCGUACUGGUGAUUCAAAUUCUAGAUUGCGGGUGGCAAUAUCUGAUGCAGUUAUAGAAAUUUCAUUGUUUCCAGUUUUAAAGAUUAUUGGAACAUUACCUGACAUUAUAGUGAAACUUGUUAAAAAAAAGAAAAAUUUGUCGUGGAGACUAUUGAAAAGUCAACUCAAAAUAAUGGAGGCUUUGAUAAAAAGUUUAGGACUAAAUACAUCUGGAGGUUUUUCAACUGAACAAGUGAUGAGUAUACUUACAGUCAGUCUAGAACAUCCUAACAAUGAAGUUAGAGAAGCAAGUUUGAGCUGCUUUUUUGAAGCAUACCAUUAUGUCAAAGAUAUAAGAUCUUAUUUACCUCCGGAUAAUCCGAGCUCACGAAAAAAUCCUUUGUACAAUAAAAUUUUUGAUAUGCUCGAAAAGGCCGAUGAAAGUCUUGAAAUGAAACAGACAAGAUUUCAAGCAAAACACAUUCAAUCAAAAGAUUUUCAAUUGGAAACCAUUGAUACUGCUAAUAAAAAUAAAUCAAAUGUCAUUCUACCUAGCAAUUGUAUGAAUGUUAAGGUUUUGACGAAGGAAGCUAUUUCGCAAUGCUCAGGAGCUGUUAAAGCCUUAAGUAUAGGACUUGAAGAUGAAUAUAUUAGCAAAAUGUGCGUAUUUUGUGGAAAUAGUGAAAAUGAUUUAGAUAUUCAUUAUUGGAAAAGUUGUUUUAUGUUAAAGCCAUGCGAUAUCUGUUGUCAGGUUGUGGUUGAAAUUUGUGGAAUGAACAAGCAUCUAGUUGAAGCUUGUGAAGAUAAAAAAAACUAUCAAACCUGUGGCAAAUGUCAUCUCAGUGUUAAGUGCACAGAUUUUCGUCAACAUCUAGAGCAAUGCAAAGAUUUGCUAAAAAGUGAUCAAGUCGUAUGUCCUCUUUGCUUUUGUGUUGUCAUUGAUAAUGAGCAGAAUUGGAUUGAACAUUUGAAGAACUUAUGUCCUCCAAAUAUAUUUCGUUUGAAGGUUGCAAAGUGAGAAAAGAACAAAUAUUGCGAGAGAAAUAGCAGCUAACGACGGAGUAUGUGGUAGCAGUUAACGUUAAAAUCUUGUAAAAUUUUACAUCUUAAAAAGAAAAGUAUUUAUUUAAAAUAAUAUAA
Hydra vulgaris (swiftwater hydra) is the source of this 2541-nucleotide messenger RNA. The record is from RefSeq and is a predicted model, not a curated record. Lineage: Eukaryota; Metazoa; Cnidaria; Hydrozoa; Anthoathecata; Hydridae.